Messenger RNA from Budorcas taxicolor (takin), 4021 nucleotides. It is a transcript of the gene TMEM164, whose product is annotated as transmembrane protein 164. Lineage: Eukaryota; Metazoa; Chordata; Mammalia; Artiodactyla; Bovidae. Bases 376 to 1269 code for a protein of 297 amino acids. The record is from RefSeq and is a predicted model, not a curated record. The transcript has 7 exons.
GGAGGCUGGCCCGGGACGGCUCUAAAUUGGCUCGGAGGGGCCCGUCGGCGGCGAAGUUGCUCGCUGGGGGCAGAGACGGCCACGCGGUUGCAGGAAUUGGCCAACGGCUCGUUUCCACCCUGCCUCGUUGGUGGCCACUGGAGAAGCGCGGGGGGCUCCCCAGGCAGCCGUAGGGACAAAUUAGAGCCAGCACUUGGCCCCGGGCCUCGCGUGUAGCUUCCCGUCCUCUGCCCUAGUUGCCCCGGUGUCCGGAGGGGGGUGCGGGGGCGGGGGUGUGCCCUCCGUAUAUGUCCCACCACCCGGGCCACCCUCGGGGCUUGUGUUCCAUCUCGCUCUCGCUUCCUGCACGGUGGUCGUGGGGAGCCACUUUGCAUCAUGUCCCGGUAUAGCUACCAAAGUCUCCUGGACUGGCUCUAUGGGGGCGUGGACCCCAGCUUUGCGGGCAAUGGGGGCCCCGACUGUGCUGCCUUCCUCUCUUGGCAGCAGCGGCUGCUGGAAAGUGUGGUGGUCCUGACCCUGGCCCUGUUGGAGAUCCUGGUGGCCCUGCGGCACAUCCUGAGGCAGACGGAGGAGGACGGUAGGGGUGGCCGUGGCUGCCAGCCAGAGCAGGUGACCCAGCGGCCAGAGGAAGGCAAAGAGAGCCUGAGCAAGAAUCUGCUCUUAGUAGCCUUGUGCCUGACCUUCGGGGUGGAGGUGGGCUUUAAGUUCGCCACCAAGACCGUCAUCUACCUGCUCAACCCCUGUCACCUGGUCACCAUGAUGCAUAUCUUUCUCCUGGCCUGCCCUCCAUGUCCGGGAGCAAUCGUCAUCUUCAAGCUACAGAUGCACAUGUUGAAUGGAGCUCUUCUUGCUCUGCUGUUUCCUGUGGUGAAUACGCGGCUGCUCCCCUUUGAAUUGGAGAUUUACUACAUUCAGCAUGUUAUGCUCUACGUGGUGCCCAUCUACCUGCUCUGGAAAGGAGGUGCUUACACCCCGGAGCCCCUCAGCAGUUUCCGGUGGGCCCUUCUCUCAACUGGCCUCAUGUUCUUCUACCACUUCAGCAUCUUGCAGAUCCUAGGCCUGGUCACCGAAGUGAAUUUGAACAACAUGCUGUGUCCGGCCAUCUCAGACCCAUUCUACGGCCCCUGGUACCGCAUCUGGGCCUCGGGACACCAGACUCUCAUGACCAUGACCCACGGGAAGCUGGUCAUCCUGUUCUCAUACAUGGCUGGGCCCUUGUGUAAAUAUCUGCUGGAUUUGCUCCGGCUUCCAGCCAAGAAAAUAGACUGAAGGUGCUUGUGUUUUUUUUUUGUUUGUUUGUUUGUUUUGUUUUGUUUGGGGUUUUUUUUUUUUUUUUUUUUUCUCCCCUUGAGGAAACAAGUCCUGACUUGACUUGGAGGACACCCAGUUCUUGAUGGAAUCAUGGGAGAGGGCAGUAGCUCGCUGAGUGUAUUUCUUUUUCCCUCUUCUCUGACCCUUUCUUCCAACACGUUUCCUUCCCCACCUCUUCCCCCAGGAUGGCUCCUGGAGCCUGGGGUGUAGUGCUGAGGGCUCACUCUCCCUGCUCCUUGAGGCCGUAUGUGGUGAGACAGUAGUCAGUGGCUUUCACUCUGCUUGUUGGUGCUUUAACAACAGCUGGUUGAGGAGAAAGGGAACAACAAGCAGUAGUUCUUUUAGAUGCGGUUGUGUUUGAUUUCUCCACUGCCAGGGAUCUCCAGGCUUACGCUGGGGUCCCCUUUUGUCUCCAGCACAGCCCCCGCCAUAAGGGGACCGAGGCCUUGUUUCUAUACCAGCGGCAAGCUAAGAGCCAAGGGAUUUCCCAGCUCAUGGCCAAAAUAGAACUGGCCAGAUUCCUCCCACUGGUGUCCUGUGACUCAAAGCAAGCAGCCAACCAGUCACUCCCUCCAGAUACUGCCAGAGGUGGGGUUUAGGGGUGCUACCAUCCGAGGGGCUAGAUUCCACUGAGGCCCAUGAGUGCUGUUACAACAGCAAAUCCAAAGGGAACUAGGUCAAAAUAUCCACAACUAAUACUAGUUUGGGACCUUGGGGAAAUUCUACUUGAGAGCUGAGAACUGACCCAUAUCCCUGUCAGAAGUGAGCAUAGAAAUUAAUCAACAGAAGUGGUAACUUGAGAAAACUGUGAUUUGAAUCAUAGGCUUGCUUUUAGUGUAACGUAGGUAACAGAUGUCAUUUUAAUUUUGAGUGCCUCUUAAAUGCUCGCUCUCUCUUUAAAGGCAGCUUCAGGGAAAGAUGAGCUAGAGUUGGGCUUUUUUGGCUUUCGGGGUUUUGUUUCUUUAUUUGUUUGGGGAUGUUUGACUUCGGAGAAUCCUUGCGUUAGGGCUUGUCUCUGGAGGACGCCUGUCUGUCCAUUUCGUGGUUUUACAGGAUAUAUGAGCAUCCUAGGUUUGGGAGGAUACAGGUCCUGCAGCAUGGUUUCCCUAGGACUAGAUGUCAUCACUGCAGCCAGCAUCAGAGCUGAAUUGUUUGAGGCGGGGGAACGUCACAUGCUCCCCACCCCUAUAGCACAUGUCUAGAUUGAAAGGCAGCUACCAAAAAAUCAGGUCCCCUUGGUUAGAGGUUCAAGUGCUCAGAAAGGAAGACCUUUGGCUGCAGGAUAGCCUCAGUCAUACGUGGACCUCCAGAAGGGAGGUGGUAGCAUUUGCUGACUCUUUGUCGGCGCUUACUAAAAAGAGAUUACUUAAUAACAAAAGCUAGUUCUGUGACCUUCUCUGAUUGCCCCAUCCCCCACCCUGUCUCCCAGUCUAGGCAGCCCACUUGCCCUGGGCUCCUUCAGUAUUCCAGGUGUUACUGUUUCAGACCUAGACUGAGUUUCAGUGAUUCAGUAGUCAUUAUUUUAGCAAGUGGACUUACUGGAGGCAGCAGAAUGGAGGAGAGUCUCUUCUAGCAGGGCGAGGCCCAGGGAAGCGUCCAUGGAGGGGCCCAUCUCUUUGCAGAGGGAUGCUGGCAUUGAUGCCAUCAAUUCCCAGGGUGUGGGGUUGCAGGAGGGUGGUAUGCUGUGGGUUGCCACCAGAAGAGGUACCUCUUGAGCGGCUGGUUUCACCCCGUCUACUGGCUGUGCAUGGGUGUGGCCAAGGAGGCCAGGCCUCAGUGCUCCUUUGACCUCUUUACAAAAUAAAAGGUUAGAGUGAGGUCAUAGGAGGAGCCCCUGGGGGUCUGUCCUGACCCGGGCUGGAAUCUCUGCCUCAGCUGGGGGCCAGCAGCCUGGGUGGCACAGACGCGGCGCCACCAAGGGCACAGUGGCAGAGCACUCUUUUCCUCCCUGUCUCAGGCCUGGUGCAGGGUGCCAGUCAGCUCACGCUUUACUCACAUUGGCCUGCCUCCGAAAGCUCGUCUUUGCCCUGGCUGUGGCUCAGUGCCCCUGGCUGGCUGGCACUUUGCUGCUGCUUGGCAGGAAAGAAGAAAGUGUAAGCCAUGUGCCUGGCUUGGCCAGGCCGGCAGCAGGUGUACCUGUCCGCGGAAGGGGGGGUGCACUGCUUCUGGGGGUGCACUGCUCAGAAACACAGAGGGGAAGGGACAGAGAGCAAGCCCUGUCCACUGGGUCCACAGGGAGCCAUGGCCUGUGAGGUGCUGGGGAGCAGCAGGCAUCUGAACUGGGCUGUGCCUGACUCUUCCCUUAGGCCAGGCCCACAUGGAGAGGUGACCUGGCCCGACCCUCAGUGGCCUGCCUUGGAGGGUGGCCCCCACCACCAUGGGGCCAGGCUUUCCUGCGCCUCCCUGGGGCUCUCCUGUCAGUGCCAAGGAGCUUCCCCAGCCAGCCUGGCCAAGUUUCCAUAUGCCGUUUGCCAGUGUGUGGGAGCUCCAUAUGUGUCUGGAAGGGUGUUUGUAGAAGUGGACACUUUUCUUUUACAACAGCGCUAGCAAGGGAAAAGGAGUAUUCCCUCCAGCCCCUAGGUAGCCUCGGCUGAGGAUCUGGCCCAAUGAGAACAGUCUGUUCAGCCGGCCAACUUACGGCAUCAGCUCCAAAUAACAGAGAACUGGUCCCACCUGCUUGUAGCCCCCACCCCACCCCACCCUCCACCCC